Molecule: messenger RNA, 1024 nt
Organism: Zingiber officinale
Lineage: Eukaryota; Viridiplantae; Streptophyta; Magnoliopsida; Zingiberales; Zingiberaceae
Product: bidirectional sugar transporter SWEET14-like
Exons: 5
Coding region: 68-886 (272 amino acids)
Biological process (GO): carbohydrate transport
Cellular component (GO): membrane
Molecular function (GO): sugar transmembrane transporter activity
Source: RefSeq, a predicted model, not a curated record
GUUGAGCUUCUCAAAUCUCGAGCAUUAAUUCAGAGUUAGUUCAUUGAGCUAAUUGAUAUAGUUGAGGAUGGCCGCAGGAUUAUCCUUAGAUCACCCUUUGCCGUUCAUCUUUGGCAUCCUUGGUAAUCUCAUCUCCUUCAUGGUGUACCUGGCGCCGCUGCCGACGUUCUACAGAGUGUGCAGGAAGAAAUCCACAGAGGGGUUCUCGUGCUUGCCUUACGUGGUGGCUCUCUUCGCCGCCACGCUGUGGAUCUUCUACGCGUUGCUCAAGCCCAACGCCUACCUCCUCAUCACCAUCAACACCGUCGGCUGCAUCAUCGAGACUGCCUACCUUCUCCUCUUCUUCGCCUACGCGUCCAAGGCCAUGAAGAUUUACACAGCGAAGCUGGUUCUGUCUGUGAACCUGGGCGUGUUCGGUCUGAUCCUGGUGCUGACUCUGUUUCUGACGCGAGGCUCCCAGCGAGUGCAAGUCCUCGGCUGGAUUUGCAUGUGUUUUUCUGUCAGCGUCUUCGUGGCUCCUCUCAGUAUCAUUAGGCUCGUCAUACGGACAAAGAGCGUGGAGUUCAUGCCGUUCUGGCUCUCAUUCUUCCUCACCAUCAGUGCGGUCGUUUGGUUCGGAUAUGGCCUGCUGAUCAAAGACUUCUACGUCGCGCUCCCCAAUGUGCUGGGAUUUAUCUUUGGGAUACUGCAAAUGGUGCUCUACAUAGCGUACAAGGGCAGGAAGGAGGGGAAGUCUAACGACGGCACCCUACCGAUCGUCGCAAAGACUGGGACGGGCGAGAAGGCAGUGGAGACGAUGCACAAGGAUUCAGUACAGUUAUCGCAAGCUGCAGGUGAUGAAGAAAAGGUGGACAUUCGAGUGAAGAACAAUUGUCUUGAAGUUUGAGGACUUUCAUACUUAUAUAUAUAUAUAUUAUAUUCAAUAGUUGUGUGUGAGGGGGAGCGUUUGUUUGUCCAUGACAUGCUUCGUUUCAAUCCCUCUGUUUGUGGUUAAUAAAGCUUGAAUGAAUCAGUUUUAUAUUCA